Zea mays is the source of this 2440-nucleotide messenger RNA. RefSeq lists its product as uncharacterized. Gene Ontology annotation, molecular function: glycosyltransferase activity. The record is from RefSeq and is marked validated. The transcript has 4 exons. Bases 435 to 2066 code for a protein of 543 amino acids. Lineage: Eukaryota; Viridiplantae; Streptophyta; Magnoliopsida; Poales; Poaceae.
CCGUAUGGCUUUGACUUUUGACCAGUUGGAACUACACGGAUUAGCUGCAGACAGAGGGGAGGAAGUUUAGCACACGUCAUCAAAACACCCUGUUUCUCCUUGUCUUCCAUGUGAGCCCGGUGCUCUGCAUUCUCCUUCGUCAUUUCCUCCACCGCUCACCUCUUCUGCUCCCCACCCCAACUCCGCCCCCAUGAAUAUGAUCAUCAGAUGCGGCUAGCAUCAUAUCUCGCCUCCACUUCGUCACCUCCUCGCCAUUCUAUCCCACCAGCUGCAUAUAUCCCUGGUGUGUGAGGUCAGCUGUUUUAGCUCAGCGCGCGCGGCGUGGCAGCAAAGGAAGCAAGGAGGGAGAGCAGCGGCGGCGGCGUAGCAUGCGGCGGUGAGAGCGAGGGAGCUAGGGAGGAGGAAGGGAUAGCCGAGAGAGCGAGAGCCAGAGGAUGAUGCAGCUGCCGCAGCAUCACAAGCCGUCCGCCCACUCCUGCUGCCCGUCGUGGAUCCGGAGGUCCCCGCCGUCGCCGCCGCCGCCGCCGCACAAGAAGCUGGGCGGCGGGAGGAGCCGGUAUGCUUGCCGCCUCGUGCCCCUGCUCGUGCUCACCGUGUACAGCGUCGUCACCGUGCUUCGCAUCCCCAGCGCCUCCCUCGUCGUCUCCACCGCCGAUUCAGAGCGCGUGGACAGGCGGGAGGACUUGGAGGCGCUCAAGACCCACCUGCCGUCGAACCAGAACAGCCUCGAGGCCCGCGAGGAGACGCGGUCGGUGGCCUCCCUCCCCUGCUCCGCCUUCAUCAGCGGUGAGGCGGGGCACGGCGAGGAGGGCGUCCUGUGCUGCGACCGGAGCCACUACCGCAGCGACGUGUGCUACCUGCGCGGCGACGUGCGCACGGACCCGUCCACCUCGUCGGUGCUCCUGUACAACGCGGCCCGCGGGAGCGGCCCCGAGAAGGUGCGGCCGUACACGCGCAAGUUCGAGGACAGCGUGAUGAGCAGCAUCGACGAGGUGACCAUCGUGCCCGUGCCGGGCGGCCACAACGCGAGCGCCAGCGCCCUGCGGCGGCGGUGCGACGUCCGGCACCCGCGCGGCGUGCCGGCGGUGGUGCUCUCGACGGGCGGGUACACGGGCAACGUGUACCACGAGUUCAGCGACGGGCUGAUCCCGCUGUUCGUCACGGCGCAGCGGUUCGGCGGCGAGGUGGUGCUGGUGGUGCUCGAGUACCACUACUGGUGGCUGGGCCGCUACGGCGCCGUCCUGGAGCAGCUCACCAACUACAAGGUGGUGGACUUCCGCUCCGACCGGCGCGUCCACUGCUUCGACGAGAUGAUCGUCGGGCUCCGCAUCCACGGGGAGCUCGUCGUGGACCCCAAGCUCAUGCCCAACGGCAAGAGCAUCAAGGAUUUCCAGGCGCUACUCCACCGGAGCUACAGCCGGACGACGACGACACCGUCGGCGUCGCCACCCGUGCCAGUGCCGCUUCCCCUGGCGCCGCCGUCCCGGUCCCGGUCCCGGGCGUGCCCGCGCCCGGCCGCCAAGCCGAAGCUGCUCAUCUUCAUCCGCAAGCAGAACCGCGUGCUGCUCAACCUCCCGCACGUGGUGACGGCCUGCCGGCGGGCCGGGUUCGCGCCGCACGUGAUGAACCUGCGGCGGCAGACCCCGCUGGCCGCGAUCCACGCCGCGCUGGCGUCGGCGGACGCCAUGGUGGCCGUGCACGGCGCGGCCGUCACCCACUUCCUCUUCAUGCGCCCGGGCUCCGUGCUCCUCCAGAUCGUGCCCGUGGGUCUCGACUGGGCGGCCGACGCCUUCUACGGCAAGCCCGCGCAGCAGCUCGGCCUCGAGUACCUCGAGUACAAGGUGGCGCCCGAGGAGAGCUCGCUGGCCGCCGAGUACGGCCUCGACAGCACCGUUCUGAGGAACCCCUGGGUGAUCAGCAGCCGCGGCUGGUGGGAGAUGAAGAAAGUGUACAUGGACCGCCAGAACGUCACCGUUAACAUCAAGCGGUUCGGCGAGCUACUCAGGACGGCGCGGACGCACCUCAAGAACACCACGGCGUGCGCCGCCGCCGCGGCGCUGAGGUAGAAGAUGCUAGUUGAGCUUGGUCAGGUGCUAAUGACUUAGUCAUACUUGUCAAUUUCUUUGUGUUUUCGUCGAGAUCCUGUAAAUAUGAUUGGGUUGGUUCUUUUGGUCGAGAGAUUGGUGGGGAUCGAUCGCCUUCUUCUACAGUGCAUUCGUUUGGUUCAUGGUGUUGCUAGAGCAGAAGCAGAUGAAGAAUAGUUUAUGGCAGGGGCAGCUGUCCUCAAACACCUUGUUCACACUAGUUCAUAGGGGUAGCAGCUCUUUUUAUUUCUCUUCAAAUUUUCUUUUUGUUCUUCUCAUUCUUUGGGUGUCAUGAUGAUGUAUAAGAAACUACAUGUCUUUCUCUGUAACAAAGAUCAAUAGUCCAGACUCUUUUA